Molecule: messenger RNA, 1365 nt
Organism: Mesocestoides corti
Lineage: Eukaryota; Metazoa; Platyhelminthes; Cestoda; Cyclophyllidea; Mesocestoididae
Source: the annotation of a GenBank genome assembly
AUGCCACAGCAUGUUAGGGAUGUGGCCAUUGUCAGUUUCGUAGUUAAUCGCUGUCAGUGCUGGCCCAGUACUCACUGGUGUCUGCUGCUUUCUCAUCAACGGCGCCUUCACGUUCCGUCUAGACUGAUCGUGGAUCAACUUCAAUCACGUCGUGAUCGUCAAAAGCGAUCCCAUUGGGCAGCAGCUACAAAUGAUCUCCUGUCAGGAAACCUGUCAGAACAUUGCCACGUUGAUUUGCGGGGCGUCAACACCGCCACACUCAAAGCCAUCGCGGGAAUGAAUGGCGAUCCUAUUUCUGAAGACGGUAAACACGAGUCUAACCUUUCCGUUGUUGUUCAGGAUGACCAUUACGAUAGCGGUGAAGACAAAAAUGAGGAAAACGACAACCAGUCCAAUUCCGAAGCCGAAGAUGAAAUGGACUACAACGUCAAGAUGGCGAUUCAGCGGCGAGGCGAUGCGAAGGCUCCUGCAAAAACAGCGUGUCCGGAAGAGGUUAUGAAACCAGCAUCUGGUUUUAGAAGGCAGACAAAAGCGGCUGGAGAUGCGAGUGCAAGGAUGUUGCAUGGCGUCGAGGAUGGCAGCAAAGUUGCGAGGAAUUCGGUGGACGCAUUCCGCAUAAUCCGCCAACCGAUCACGACAGAAGCCGUGAUGAAGAAGAUCGAGGACAAUGACACCUUGGUCUUCGUUGUUGACCGGAGGGCGAAUAAGCCGGCAAUCAAGGCGGCUGCUGAGGAGAUUCGGGCUGAGGUAGCCGCGACACUUGGCGGUGGUGAUGAGGCUGACACAAAUCAGGCGUUCCGAGGAGAUGCGCAGUGCGAAGGUUGUAGUCGGACGCGGUUGGUGGUGAAGCAUCGCAUGCCGAGAAUGGAAAGAAGCAAGGAAGGCUUGAGUGUAGACACUUGCAUUAGGGCGUGGAACAGGGAAUCCACACGCCAUGCCACGCCACGCCACGUCACCUAUGUCGCACCGCAAGAUCGUCAGUUGUCAGUUCCAGGAAGGUCGUUAUUCGUGCGCACUCAACGUAGGGCUCACCAACCGCCGUUGAGGCCGGCAGCGAGGUUCUCAAACUGCACCGACGCCAACGAACCGCAUCGCCAAACUGCACACCGACUUGGCAUACUCAUAUCGUCGUGGCAAGGCCGAACAUUUCAUUCCGGCCAGUUGACAAGGGACAUCACUGAAUGCAGUCGGGCAAUCGCACAAGCUUUACUCCCUGCGCCUGACUGUGACACAUUCGGUCACUACGCCUCCCUGUACUUGAAUUCAACGAGUCUCUGCGUCGUGUCGAGUGACAGACUGUCCCAACGUUGGGCGCCACCUGCUUUUAACGGGCGUGUUCUCAUCCCUCUUAUCCGUGGUCAGUAA